Molecule: messenger RNA, 1393 nt
Organism: Abrus precatorius (Indian licorice)
Lineage: Eukaryota; Viridiplantae; Streptophyta; Magnoliopsida; Fabales; Fabaceae
Product: chlorophyll a-b binding protein CP29.1, chloroplastic
Exons: 2
Coding region: 147-1016 (289 amino acids)
Biological process (GO): photosynthesis, light harvesting in photosystem I; response to light stimulus
Cellular component (GO): chloroplast thylakoid membrane; plastoglobule; chloroplast envelope
Source: RefSeq, a predicted model, not a curated record
UCUCUUAAAACCAACGGCCACAAACCCCCAAUCACAGAUUAUCCAAUCUUAGUUUCCCUCGUCAAAUAUAUCUCCCAUCCCUCUCACACAUCAACUCAAAGAACUCUCCGCCACUCCUCACCACCGGCGCACAUUAGCAAACACUGAUGGCAACCGCCACAGCAACCGCAGCCGCCACUUCCUCCUUCAUCGGAACGCGUCUCCGCGACGUGCAUUCCGGUUCGGGUCGGGUUCAAGCGAGGUUCGGAUUCGGAGCGAAGAAAGCCACGAAAAAAGUUGCAAAGGGUUCGGGUCAGGGUACGGACCGGCCGUUGUGGUACCCAGGGGCGAAGGCACCGGAAUGGCUCGACGGAAGCCUAGUCGGUGACUACGGGUUCGACCCGUUCGGGUUGGGGAAACCCGCGGAGUACUUGCAGUUCGAAUUGGAUUCCUUGGAUCAGAACCUAGCGAAGAACGUGGCGGGUGAUGUGAUAGGAACGAGGACGGAGGGUGCGGAUGUUAAAUCGACGCCGUUUCAGCCUUACACAGAGGUUUUUGGGUUGCAGAGGUUCAGAGAAUGCGAGCUUAUUCAUGGAAGGUGGGCCAUGCUUGCCACGCUUGGGGCCCUCACUGUUGAGUGGCUCACCGGUGUUACGUGGCAAGACGCUGGCAAGGUGGAGCUAGUGGAAGGGUCAUCAUAUCUUGGGCAACCACUUCCAUUCUCAAUUAGCACAUUGAUUUGGAUUGAGGUUCUGUUAGUUGGAUACAUUGAGUUCCAGAGGAAUGCUGAGCUUGACCCAGAAAAGAGGUUGUACCCAGGUGGCAAGUACUUUGACCCUCUUGGCUUAGCCGCAGAUCCUGAGAAGAAAGCCACACUUCAAUUGGCAGAAAUCAAGCACGCACGUCUUGCCAUGGUUGCAGCAUUGGGCUUUGCAGUUCAAGCUGCUGCCACUGGCAAGGGCCCACUUAACAAUUGGGCUACCCAUUUGAGUGACCCACUUCACACAACCAUCAUUGACACCUUCUCAUCCUCUUAAGUCUUGUGCCUCCUCAAUAUAUAUUGUGCCUUGUAAAAGUCUCUUCGGCUUGUAAACAUUUUACUUAGCUGGAUUAGUACUUGUGACACUAGUAAUGUGAAUUGGAGAGGCUAAGCAGAAUGCUUCUGCUUGAUGUUUAGUGUUCUAUAAAUGUUAAUUAAGCAACAAAUGAAGGGAAAGGACGAGGCUAAGAAAUACUGAUAAAAUUGAGUUCACUCUAUGUAAGUUAAUGGUAAGAAAAAUAGAUUGAGGCCGUUUUAUAUUUUUAUUUAUAUAUUAAGUUGUGAUUCUACAAAAGCGCUGACUUACUAAAGUGGGUGAGCAAUUGCUUCCUACCCAAUUGAUAAUAUUUCUGGCAUCUAAUACCUCAUUUGACU